This is a messenger RNA of Amoebophrya sp. A25, 1066 nucleotides long. Lineage: Eukaryota; Dinophyceae; Syndiniales; Amoebophryaceae. The record is from the annotation of a GenBank genome assembly.
CUCAGACUUCUCCGCAGAAGCAAAGAAUAAAGGGAAGCGAGCAAAGUAUUCCUGCUUACUAGGGUUCUAGAUCUACUACGGGUUGAAGGUCUACUAAGUCUAAUUUGGAGCAGAUGGUUAUUUCAUAAUUAAGUGUCAUUGCACGAGGACAAGAAGGCAAUGAUUAUUGAAGCAGGAAGAUGAUCAACUAUUGAAUCAGGAUUUUUUUCAUCUCGAUUGGAGUAAGUAUGUUUUUUGACUAUGUAAGGUUCACCAGCUUAAUUACGCGUCAUAUUCAUGAUACUUGGAGGUUCAUAAAUCCCUUUCCAGGAUGCAAUCAGCGCUUGCGCCAGUCUCUGAGUCAGCAGAAUGGAUGGAAUCAACACUGGAGGGUGGCGGUGAAGAGAAUGAAGUCGACGAAUUUGAUGAGUUGUGGGAUGAAGUGGCGAGUCAACAAGUGGACCAUCAACAGCCUGCAGUGGUGAAUAAGAAGAGUGCUGGGCGGGGAGGACGGAUAGAAGUACCGACGAAGACCUUUAGAGCAUCCUCGUCGUCACCACGAACAAGCAAUACUUCACCAAGAGCAGGCAUCCCUGGAGGAGGAGUGUCUUCUUCUAGCGCUACUGCAAUGGGAGGAAGACGGGGUGAUGCUGGCUCUUACCGCGCGGAGUACGAGAAGCGAAGAAAAUUAGGCGGGGCAGCCGGCCAGUCAUCUCCGGGGGGCGGUCGAGUGAGCCGCGACGGCAAGGCGAGUCCGAAGGGCAGUCCACGGCCAGCUGGUCCGAGAUCGAGUGGAAGUACUAGUCCAAAAUCCGACAAGGAAGGAGCAGGACGGGUUUCGUCUCGGAGUCCAAAGCUUAGUCCAAAGCAAGAGAAGACUAGUCCUAAAAUCCACAUAGCCACAGUCUCCCUAGUAGAGAGUGACGAGAACGAUGAGCAAGAUAACACCAAGGCGUCACCUGAUCAAGAUUCAUUAAGUAGAGGUAGCAAUGCGAGCAAGGCACAAGCAGCUUCUCUGUUACCCCAGCCAAAGGCCGUAUGGGGAAAUGGAAAGACCCAGAAGGGCCUGUCCCCCGAUGAAGCAACG